UGUACAUCUUUCUUCAGCCGCCAUCACGUUUCCAGAAGUCUCCGCGCCUCGAACUUUUCCCUCACUCUUGGAAACGAGGUCCCCAUCCGCGCUAAACUCAUGGCAGCCGAACGCAGCUUCUCGGACAUCUUCAUUGACGAGGAUCCUCAGAAAGCUCUGGAGGAACUUAAUGGGGCUUUGCAGGAAGAUUGUGAAAAUGCUGAGUGGCUUUGUCAGCGUGCCUACGCCCACAUACUCCUGCAAAACUACAGCGAUGCCGCUGAUGAUGCCAAGAAAGCACAGCAGCUAAAGCCCAGCCUACCUUUAGCCUUUAUGCGAACCGGAAUAGCAGAGUACCACCUGAGAAACUAUGAGUCAUCGCACGCAGCCUUUUCUCAGGGACUCCAGCUGGACGCGUCUGACAAGUCAUUUGAAGUCUGGAUCAAGCGGUGUCAGGAGGUGAUGGGCAAUCAGACUCAGAACAGUGACGUUAACACGACAUCAGCAGCUCCGCCUGCAAAGCGCGACUGGUAUCAAACAGAAUCUCAAGUCAUCAUCACAAUUAUGGCAAAAAAUGUUCCAAAGGACGGUGUGUGUGUCACCUUCAAAGAAAAAGAGCUUUCUGCAAAGAUCCAGCUGGCAUCUGGGGAGAAUUACAACUUCCACUUACAACUUCUGCACCCCAUUGUCCCCCAACAGAGCUGCUUCAAGAUCCUCACCACCAAGGUGGAAAUCAAGAUGAAGAAGACGGACGCCAUUAGAUGGGAGGAGCUGGAAGGAGAAGGACAGGAGGCCAGCAUCAAACACUUCAAUCCCCAUCAGUACCCCACAUCAUCGCACCACACCCGCAAAUGGGACGCGAUGGUGUCGGACAUAAACGAGGAGGAGAAGAAGGAGAAGCUGGAGGGGGACGCCGCACUCAACAAGCUCUUCCAGCAGAUCUACUCGGACGGCUCAGACGAGGUCAAACGAGCCAUGAACAAAUCGUUUAUGGAGUCUGGGGGUACUGUCCUGAGCACCAACUGGGGCGAUGUGGGCCGGAGGAAGGUGGACGUGACCCCGCCGGACGAUGUGGAGUUCAAGAAGUACUGAGCACCUCUUCUUCCUCUCGUGUCAUUUGAGCUGCUGCUGGACCUUCUGUUGCUCUUUGCUCCUACUGU
Messenger RNA from Nematolebias whitei (Rio pearlfish), 1139 nucleotides. RefSeq names its product SGT1 homolog, MIS12 kinetochore complex assembly cochaperone (gene sugt1). NCBI's taxonomy places the organism in Eukaryota, Metazoa, Chordata, Actinopteri, Cyprinodontiformes, Rivulidae. The coding region runs from base 100 to 1071 and encodes 323 amino acids. The transcript has 13 exons. The record is from RefSeq and is a predicted model, not a curated record. Gene Ontology annotation, molecular function: protein-folding chaperone binding. Gene Ontology annotation, biological process: protein stabilization.